AUGGCUCCGUCCGCUCCCCUCAGCACGGCGAAGCUCGCCUUUAUCGGCGGCGGCAACAUGGCCGGUGCCAUCAUUGGUGGUCUCCUGGCCGGCGGUGUCGACACGGCCAACAUCUCCGUGUCCGAGCCCUGGGACGUCAACCGCGGCAAGAUGGCGGCGCUCGGCGUGCACACGACCACGUCCAACGGCGAGGUGGCUGCGUGGGCCGACCUCGUGGUGAUCUCGGUCAAGCCGCAGGUCACGGAGACCGCGUGCAAGGACUUGGCCGCGGCCUGGAAGGAGCUUGGCGCGGACAAGAAACUGCCCCUCGUGGUCUCCAUCGCCGCGGGCAUCACAAUUGACAGCCUGCGCGCAUGGACGACAACGGCCGCGGGCCGCGUGCCGCACGUGGUGCGCGUCAUGCCCAACACGCCGGCGCUGGUGGGCGAGGGCGCGUCAGGUGUGUACGCAGGCGACGACAUCACGGACGAGGAGCGCGAGCUGGUGACGCAGAUGCUGUCGAGCGUCAGCAAGGCCACGGAGUGGGUGGCCCGCGAGGACCUGCUGGAUGUCGUGACGGGCCUGUCCGGCAGCGGCCCUGCGUACUUUUUCGCCAUGGUGGAGCACCUGAUUACGAGUGCGACGGCGCUGGGUCUGCCGGUGGACCAGGCGAGCCGGCUGGCGAAGCAGACGUGCCUGGGGGCGGGCAAGAUGCUGGUGCAGUCGAGCGACGAGCCGGGGCAGCUGCGCAAGAACGUGACGAGCCCCAAUGGCACGACGCACGCGGCGCUGGUGAGCUUUGAGGAGAGCGGGUUCGAGGCGAUUGUCAACAAGGCGGUCGACGCGGCCACGAAGCGGUCGGUGGAGCUGGGCAAGAAAUAG
Sporothrix schenckii 1099-18 is the source of this 861-nucleotide messenger RNA. Its product is annotated as pyrroline-5-carboxylate reductase. The record is from RefSeq and is a predicted model, not a curated record. Bases 1 to 861 code for a protein of 286 amino acids. The transcript has a single exon. NCBI's taxonomy places the organism in Eukaryota, Fungi, Ascomycota, Sordariomycetes, Ophiostomatales, Ophiostomataceae. Gene Ontology annotation, molecular function: pyrroline-5-carboxylate reductase activity. Gene Ontology annotation, biological process: L-proline biosynthetic process.